GCGGGUUGUGGCGGGGGCGGGCGGAGCGCCGGGCUGGGAUGGCGGAGCGGCGGCUGCGGGCCCGUGUGCAGGGCGGCUGGGCCGGCGGCCCGCCGGGGCGGCCCGCAGCAUCUAAGGCACCUGUGGUGAGCAGCCUUGCCCCUGCGGAUGCCAGACUGGCAUGGAUGAGGAAAGAUCAGCCUCACACUCAAAAGCAAUUUGUCUUUGAAAAGCCAUCAGAGGUGGAGCGCAGAGUUCCUGAGGCAGGUGUGAUAGACAAGCCUGGUGUGUAUGAGCUCAGCAAAGGACCAACUGGCAUUUCUAGGAUUCAUUUAAUUCCUGGCUUUAUUGACUCAGAACAGGCAGACUGGAUGUUUGAACAACUCCUCCAAGACAUACCCUGGGGUCAGCGAACUCACAUCAGGCAGGGUAAGGAGUGUGUAGACCAGCUUUUCAGGUCAUUCCAAGAAGUAUCUUUUGAGGAACCACGGCUUACAUCCUGGUAUGGGGAACUUCCUUACACCUACUCCAGGAUAACAAUGCAGCCAAAUCCAAACUGGCAUCCUCUGCUGACCGUGCUGAAGGAGCGCAUUGAAGAGUUCACUGGCUACACCUUCAACUCUCUUCUCUGCAACCUCUACCGAAAUGAGAAGGAUAGUGUGGACUGGCACAGUGAUGAUGAACCGUCGCUGGGAAAAAACCCCACCAUUGCCUCACUCAGCUUUGGUGCUACUCGGACCUUUGAGAUGAGGAAGAAACCUUCCCCCGAAGAGAAUGGAGACUAUACUUAUGUAGAAAGACUAAAAAUCCCCCUUGAUCACGGGACUCUCUUGAUGAUGGAAGGAGCUACCCAGGCGGAUUGGCAGCAUCGAGUGCCUAAGGAAUAUCAUUCUAGAGAUGCACGGAUAAACUUGACCUUUAGGAUCAUUUAUCCAGAAUCUGAUGGAGUUUGGGAGUGAAGAGGCACUUGGACAUCGUUGGGUGUACAUCCACAGCAGAUCCAGACCCUCAGAUUGCCACAGAUUUAAAAGAAGCCUUACAGGAACAGCGUUCCAUGAAAUACAUGAUGAGGAAAAGAGUCGCUAUUAUGAAGAUCUUUGGCAAUCAAAAAGUUGCCUGUGUUACAUGGACAGAAAUUAUAUGCUGUUACAUAGUAUUGAAUUACAGGCUUUAAGUUUGUGAAACAACAAUGAUUGUUCUUAAAAGAACACAAAGCAUGUGAAAAAUUUGAGAGGUCCCAUCUGGAGCAGAAAGAUUCAGUGAGCAGAUAGUUUUGCCUCUUGUCUUGACUCUCCUUUACCCUUAAGAAGUGAUCUUUGAGGUAAUGACAAGAUGGGUUUCUUUGAUGUAAAGCCAUCUCUGUGUGUGUAUAGCAAUGAUAAAGCUGCACUUGGUGAUGUUCUCAAAGUAUUAGUCAUUUCGUCAAGAGGCAGUGCAUUGCUGUUUAGGUUGCAGAGUCUUUUCCAAUUAAGCAGUUUCAUAAUUUAAACAGCUACUUGAAUUAUACCAAUGUCUCCUAGAACAGAGGGCCAAGGCUCUUUUCUGCCACGCACUCUGUGGUCAGACUUUAUCCUGUUUAUCCAUUUAGAGAAAACAAAGCAAAGGCAAGUGACAGAGAGACCUUGGCCAUGAGCCUUAUCACUCAGGUUGGAGCUGCCCAUGGCUUGAGUAUUAGCAGUCCUCCAUCCCUGCUGGCUUAAAACUGUUACCUCUGUGUCUCAGGUGGGAAAAUAGACACAAAGAGAUGGGAAAAAUAUUACUUGCAGAAUUUGCUAAUAAAUUCUUGGUUUAUUUUUUGUUUUUAGCAUGA
Messenger RNA from Pseudopipra pipra, 1789 nucleotides. It is a transcript of the gene ALKBH3, whose product is annotated as alkB homolog 3, alpha-ketoglutarate dependent dioxygenase. NCBI's taxonomy places the organism in Eukaryota, Metazoa, Chordata, Aves, Passeriformes, Pipridae. Gene Ontology annotation, cellular component: nucleus. The transcript has 9 exons. The record is from RefSeq and is a predicted model, not a curated record. Gene Ontology annotation, biological process: DNA alkylation repair; DNA repair. Gene Ontology annotation, molecular function: dioxygenase activity. The coding region runs from base 39 to 938 and encodes 299 amino acids.